This is a messenger RNA of Lycium barbarum (goji berry), 1866 nucleotides long. RefSeq names its product polypyrimidine tract-binding protein homolog 2. Gene Ontology annotation, cellular component: nucleus. Gene Ontology annotation, molecular function: mRNA binding. The transcript is spliced from 11 exons. Gene Ontology annotation, biological process: regulation of RNA splicing. Lineage: Eukaryota; Viridiplantae; Streptophyta; Magnoliopsida; Solanales; Solanaceae. Bases 250 to 1587 code for a protein of 445 amino acids. The record is from RefSeq and is a predicted model, not a curated record.
UUGUUCCAUUCUUUCUUUGAAGAAACAUUUUCAUAUUAUUCAAUCCUUGGACUGAGUUGUCCUUACCUUAUAAAAACUAGCAUAAAUUGAGUUCUAAUUUUGGUCAUCUAUCGGUUCAUUAAUUAGUAAGUAUACUCUAACCCAUCGGCUUGUAUCCCUCAUCCUAAUUUACAUAACCUAGUUGGCGUCAAAGUUGUGUGCUGUGAAACCCUAAUCUCGGACAACAUCCUAGCUUGGUUUGUAGUUCGGAUGGCAUCUGCAUCUAGCCAGCCUCAGUUUCGAUACACACAGCCCCCAUCAAAGGUCCUCCAUUUGAGAAACUUACCAUGGGAGUGUACAGAGGAGGAGCUGAUCGAAUUGGGAAAGCCGUUUGGUAGAGUUGUGAAUACCAAGUGUAAUGUAGGAGCAAACCGAAAUCAAGCAUUUAUAGAGUUCGCAGAAUUAAAUCAAGCUAUUGCAAUGAUAUCGUACUAUGCGUCUUCCUCAGAACCAGCUCAGGUACGGGGGAAAACCGUCUACCUACAAUAUUCCAACAGGCAAGAGAUAGUGAACAACAAAACCACAGCAGAUUCAGCUGGAAAUGUGCUGUUGGUUACAAUUGAGGGGAAUGAUGCUCGCCUUGUCAGCAUUGACGUUUUACACUUGGUGUUUUCAGCUUUUGGGUUUGUGCACAAGAUUACAACAUUUGAGAAGACUGCAGGAUUCCAGGCUCUAGUGCAAUUUACUGAUGCAGAAACUGCUACUUCAGCAAAGGAUGCCCUCGAUGGAAGAAGCAUUCCCAGGUACUUGAUUCCGGAACUGGGACCAUGUACCCUUAAAAUCACAUAUUCUGCCCAUACAGAUCUGAGUGUGAAGUUUCAGAGUCAUCGUAGCAGGGACUACACCAAUUCUCUCCUUCCUGUCGCUUCCUCAGCCAUAGAUGCAAGUGGUCAGUUCAGUUUGGGUUUGGAUGGGAAGAAACUGGAACCUGAGAGUAAUGUUCUUCUCGCUUCCAUUGAGAACAUGCAGUAUGCAGUUACCUUAGAUGUCCUACACACGGUUUUCUCAGCUUUUGGUCCUGUACUAAAGAUUGCUAUGUUUGAUAAGAAUGGAGGGCUUCAGGCUCUGAUACAAUAUCAAGAUGUGCGCACAGCUGCUGCUGCGAAGGAAGCUUUGGAAGGACAUUCCAUAUAUCAAGGUGGAUAUUGCAUGCUUCACAUCUCUUACUCUCGACACACUGAUCUUAGUAUCAAGAUUAAUAACGAUCGCGGCAGAGAUUACACAAUCCCAAAUACCCCUAUGGUGAAUUCUCAACCUUCUGUCUUGGGGCAUCAGCCGCCCCAGAUAGGAGGUCCAGGUGUUCAUCCAUAUGGUGCCCCUUCCCAGUACACUCCAGCUCCAGGUGUUGCCCCGCCUCAGCAUUCUGCAGGCUGGAACUCGGGGCCCUCCACAGCACCUCCAUCAAUGCCGAUGCUGAUGCAUAGUCACCCUUACAUGCCACCUGGUAGUGUGCCUUCUCAGAUGGGUUCUGGGAUGAUGCCAAUGCAUGGACAGAAUGGCAUGCCACAUCCUACUUCGAUGCCUCCUUAUCAUCCACAAUAUCGCUAGUGUAAAACAAGCUUUCCGUACUAGGUUCAUUAAUUUUGUUGCAGAGAGGUGUUAACCAGAUGUCACAAGUCUCUUGGUCCUAACUGCAUAUCUCGCUUCUUUUUUGUCUGUCUUUGCUCUCCUUUUUUUUUUUGGGUCAAUGGAUGUUUUCAUAGCUGCUUUUAGGCUCUGCAUUGUACACUAUUCUAGUUCAUCUUUCAUAGGACGAACUAUAAUGGAGCCAAAGGCUUUUAUUUCAUGCUUAUCUUUUGAGAAACUUAUAUGCUCGCUUACUCUCUU